GGUGCAGCGAGUCCGUGGACCCCAGAGGGUUAAUAACACUCACCUUCAUUCCAUUUCCAGAGUGUAACAACCAACCACCUGUGUGAAAUCUGAAAUUCCCAUGGUGUUGUUCAAAAUGUGCUCUGGCACAAUCAUAAGCAUCUUGCUACUGAAAACUAGAAAAGAAGACUGUCUGUGCUAUGGGCUGAACCAUUUGUUAAUGGAGGGGGGGGGAACACUAUGCGAUAUAUUCAGUUUUAGCAUUUAUAUUCACUGUUAACUGUAACUACGCUCAAAGUGCUAAUGCUAUGUUAUUUUAACAAACAACACUGUCAUAUGCAAAACUAUGGUGGCACUUGGGGUGGCAAGAGAUCAUUUUAGGGUGGCACUUGCCACCCCAUGCCACCCUUCUAGAUCCGCCCCUGUGUAUCAGGCACGCAUGGCGAGCUGUGGGUGUAUGGUGGUAUUGUACCAGGACAGGAUUUCACCAUAUUACCCCCUCACCCCUUCCUAUACACACCCCAAAAACCUACCCUGUGCAACAGUUGACUGGGAGAAUUGGUCAGUUAUUUUAUAAGUAUUCUGACAUCACCAAGGAAGCUGUGCACGCCUCUCGGUCAUGUUACAGCCACCAGAGCUGGACACAGAGCUGGCCGCUCUGAGUUAAUUAAUGUUAAACUAGCUCGUGUUAAACUGGUGGAAGGUUCCUCACUGAAAUGUCUGCCACCUAAAGUUAAAAAUAAACUGGCAGCAUUUAGGUUUUUCUCCUCUUCCUCUUUUUUCUUCUUUCUUUCUGCUUUUCAAUUUUCAUUCUUGUUCCUAGCUGCCAUUCACUGAAACACAACUAUGAAUGCCACUUGAACUGUAAGAGGCACGAGUGGGGUCCUUUCAGGGAGGCCAGGUCUCUGCUGUCAGAGACCUGCUGGCACUAGUCUGGGCCCCAAGCAUCUGUCUGGUGGUUGACCACAAUCUUAGGCUCAGUCUCUGUCUCUCUCACACUCACAGACUCUCUCUCCUCUGUCACGCUGUCACACAUUUCCUGCACUCACAUACAGUGGUAAGUGUCAGUGGCGAGAGAGGACCGGUCUUACCUCCAGAGAAAACACGUGGAAAUCGAGGGACAAGGAAAAAAGUGGAAGGAAAAUGGAAAACUAUGUCACUGCACUCACUUUUGGGAUUUUCAUGCUCAGUGGGUGCUCGGCCCGUGUGGUGACGGUGCCUCCUGGUCCAUUAAUCCGGGUGGAGGGCCAGCCAGUCUCCAUCAGAUGUGAUGUCAAAGAAUACACAGGACCUAGUGAGCAGGAUUUUGAAUGGAAUAUGUUAAAGGAUGCUAAAGGGCAGAAGACAAAGAUAAUCUCCUCUUUCGACUCUCGCUACUCCGACCAGUCUUACAGCAAGCGCGUGGCGUCCGGCGACAUAUCGGUGGUGCGUUUCCAAGACAACGAGGUGGAGCUGAAGAUUGCUGAGGUGAAGUUGACGGAUGCUGGCUUCUACGAGUGUCAAACACCGAGCACCGACUACGUCAUCAGUGGAAAUUAUAUUGCUCAGGUCCAACUCACAGUCAUUCCUAACACGCUCAAGGUGUCCCCUAAGACCCCGCCCCCUGUCAUCGUUGAGGGAAGUGACCUAACUCUCUCCUGCAACGUCACCCGGGAGCUCAUCCACCCCACCUACCUGUCUGUCACCUGGUCGGUGAAGAAGGGGACGACGUCAGAGGAGAUUUUGACGUUUGGUCCUGAUAGAGACUUGGUCACGGGGUCCAGUUCUCCAGAGUAA
This is a messenger RNA of Haplochromis burtoni (Burton's mouthbrooder), 1755 nucleotides long. RefSeq names its product immunoglobulin superfamily member 8-like. The coding region runs from base 1123 to 1755 and encodes 210 amino acids. The record is from RefSeq and is a predicted model, not a curated record. The transcript has 6 exons. Lineage: Eukaryota; Metazoa; Chordata; Actinopteri; Cichliformes; Cichlidae.